CAUCAUGACAGGUGAGUCCUACUGUUGUGUUGGCAUCAUGACAGGUGAGUCCUACCGUUAUGUUGGCAUCAUGACAGGUGAGUCCUACUGUUGUGUUGGCAUCAUGACAGGUGAGUCCUACUGUUGUGUUGGCAUCAUGACAGGUGAGUCCUACCGUUAUGUUGGCAUCAUGACAGGUGAGUCCUACUGUUGUGUUGGCAUCAUGACAGGUGAGUCUUACCAUUAUGUUGGCAUCAUGACAGGUGAGUCCUACCGUUAUGUUGGCAUCAUGACAGGUGAGUCUUACUGUUGUGUUGGCAUCAUGACAGGUGAGUCCUACCGUUAUGUUUGCAUCAUGACAGGUGAGUCUUACUGUUGUGUUGGCAUCAUGACAGGUGAGUCUUACCGUUAUGUUGGCAUCAUGACAGGAGACUCCUACUGUUGUGUUGGCAUCAUGACAAGUGAGUCCUACUGUUAUGUUGGCAUCAUGACAAGUGAGUCCUACUGUUGUGUUGGCAUCAUGACAGGUGAGUUCCACUGUUGUGUUGGCAUCAUGACAGGUGAGUCCUACUGUUGUGUUGGCAUCAUGACAUUUGAGUUUUACCGUUAUGUUGGCAUCAUGACAUGUGAGUUUUACCGUUGUGUUGGCAUCAUGACAGGUGAGUUUUACUGUUGUGUUGGCAUCAUGAAAUGUGAGUUUUACCAUUGUGUUGGCAUCAUGACAGGUGAGUUUUACUGUUGUGUUGGCAUCAUGACAGGUGAGUUUUACUGUUGUGUUGGCAUCAUGACAGGUGAGUUUUACUGUUGUGUUGGCAUCAUGACAUGUGAGUUUUACCGUUGUGUUGGCAUCAUGACAGGCCCCUUCUUCCGCUUCCAGACGUACUGGGACUGGUUGCAUCAGCCCAGUCCGCUGGCGCUGCCCGGCUGGGUGCCGUGCCUGCAGCGGCUGAAGCUGGUGCCCGUGUUUGGUGCUCUGUUCCUGGCCGUCAACGCCGUCUUCCCCCUGGCCUACGUCCGCUCCGACCACUUCCUGGACCACAACUUCUUCUUCAGGUUCUUUUACAUGGUGGCAGUCUUCUUCAUGUUCAGGAUGCGCUUCUACGCCGCCUGGUGCAGUGCAGAGGCCGGCUGCAUCAGUGCCGGACUGGGCUGCUAUCCAGAAGGAGCUUGCUGCAAACCUGGCGGGGGCCCCACCGUCUGCUACAGCGCCGACGCGUCCGAAGGGGAAAAGUACAACUUUAUAACCAUCCAGAACAUUGACUGCUACAACACGGACUUCUGUGUGAAAGUGCGCCACGGCCUGCGCUAUUGGAACAUGACCGUGCAGUGGUGGCUGCGUCACUACAUCUACCCCAACGCACCCUUCAGCUCCUACACCCUCAGGGCGGCGUGGACCAUGCUGAUCAGCGCCUACUGGCACGGCCUGCACGCGGGCUACUACCUGUCCUUCCUCACCAUCCCGCUGUGCAUCGCCGCCGAGUCGGCCAUGGAGACCUCGGUGCGGGUGCGCCUGGGCCCCGCCGGCCAGGCCAUCUUCGACCGGGUGCACUGGUUCCUGAAAAUGCGGGCCUACGACUACAUGUGCAUGGGCUUCGUGCUGCUGCAGGCCUCCCACACGCUGCACUACUGGGCCUCCAUCUACUUCCUGGUGCACCUGCUGGCCCUGGCCUGCAUCCUGCUGGGCGCCGCCCUCAAGCCAGCGAGGAAGCCGGACCCUCACCACAAAACCAACUGACUUAUCUUCAUUAUCAAGCCAGGUAGGAAGCCGGACCCUCACCACAAAACCCACAGACUUCUCUUCAUUGAGCUCACGUCAACAUGACUCCUCCAGAUAUGGACUUUUACUACUCCCGUGCUUUUUUUUACACGCCAUCCCACCCGAGCAGUGCCAUUUAUUCCAAUGUUAGCAUAAUAACAUUUAGCAUGUGUCAAAUAGCAUGUACCAAGUUAUAUGACCGGGGUGCACAGCGGCAAAAUGGGCAAAAAAAAAAAAAAAAAGUUAGCACGGUUAGCAUUUGUCAAAUACCAAACGAUUUAUAUGACUGAGGUGUUCAAUGGCGAAAUCGGCUAAAAUAAAAAGUUAUUGUCAGGUUCAAACACUGAUGACAUCUAUUAAACAAGACAAAAGGCAAAGAGUCAAACAAAGACAGAAUUAAAUUUGGACUCAGAUCUGAGGAGAGACAUGGCCACUGUACUGUCAGUACAGUCCUGCACCACGCUCUUUCUCAAGAUCGUACUCCUCCUUCUUUAUUUGACUUUCUCCCCCUCCUUCCCACAACUGCUUCCUCAGGGAAGUGGGUCGUAAACAGCGUUGCCUUCGGUUCCCGAACAGUUCAAAAAGAGUUCCAUAAAAUUGUUCAAAGAGAGUGCCAUAAAAUAGUUCAAAGAGAGUCCCAUAAAAUAGUUGAAAAAGAGUUCGUAAAAAUACUUCAAAAAGAGUUCCUCUAGAAGUUGGGCAGAUCCUGUCAUCUGUCCGCUUUGAAAUCCCAGUGAAGUUUUAAGAGCCUUCUUCUUGGAAGGUUUCAGCCUUUGGUCUUCUUGUCCAGAACACAAUGUAAUACAAAGUUUUUUGUGAUAAUUUAGAAACAAUUAUUCUAACAGUUAGCAUGCAAAUGUUAGCAUGCUAACACCUCGUGUGUGUUAAGUAACAAGACACAUGGCUGAGGUUUACGGCUGCAAAAUUGCCCGGAAAAAAAAAAAAAGUUGGCACGCUAAUGUUAGCACGUGUCACGUAGCAAGGUAUGUGUCUCUGAGGAGUACAGCAGCAAAAUUGGCCCAUAAAAAGUUAUUAGAGUUAGCAUUUGUCAAAUACCAAGUGAUAUAUAUGAGGUGUACAGCUGUAAAAUAUCCCCCCCAAAAAAGUUAGCACGCUAAUGUUAGCAUGCUAACAGUUUUUAUGUGUUAAGUAGUAAGAUAUAUAGCUGAGGUUAAUGACUGCAAAAUUGCCAUACCAAAAAAAGUUAGCACGCUAAUAUAAGCAGUCUAACAGUUAGUAUGUGUUAAGUAGCAAGAAAUACGGCUGAAGUUAACGGCUGCAAAGUUGCCAAAAAAAAAUAAAAAUGUUACCAUGAUAAUGUUAGCAUGUGUCAAGUAGCAAGGUAUAUGACUGAGGAGUAUGGUGGCAAAAUGUGCAAAAAAGCAUGUAAAUAGGCUUAAAAAGUUAGCAUGUGUCGUGUACCAAGUUAUAUGACUUAGGCGUGUGGCUGUAAAUUGGCUUAAAGGUUAGCAUGUGUCAUGUACCAAGUUAGAUGACUAAGUUAUUUCGCAGCAAAAUUGACAAAAAAAGUUAGCAUGCUAACAGUUGGCACGCGCCAAGUAUCAGGUUAUAUUACUCUGAGGAGAAUAGCUGCAAAAUUAACCCCAAAAAAGUUUGAGUUAGCAUUUGUCAAAUACCAAACGAUAUAUACUGAGGUGUACGGCGGCAAAAUCAGCUAAAAAAAAAAGUUAGCACGUUAAUGUUAGCAUGCUAACAGGUAGGAUGUGUUAAGUAGCAAGCUAUAUGACUGGGAUUUACAGGUGCAAAAUUGAAAAAAACAAAAAACUAGCACGCUAAUGUUAGCAUAUGUCAAGUAGCAAGGUAAAUGACUGAGGUAUACGGCAGCAAAAUUAGCAAAAUAGUUAGAAUGAGUAUGCUAAAAGUUACAUACUAACUGUCAGCACGCUAAUGUUAGCAUGCUAACAGUAUGUGUUAAGUAGCAAGAUAUAUAACUGAGGUUUUUGCCGGCAAAAUUUGCACACAGACAAAAAAAGUUUGUAUGUUAAAAUAAUUAUGCUGAAAGUUAGCAUAUGUGAGUUAUAUGACUGAAGUGUACGGCUGUAAAAUUGAUUUGAAAAGUUAGCAUGCGUCAAUCCCCAACUUAUAUGACUUUGGUGUACGGUGGCAAAGUUGGCGGGAAAAAAGUUAGCAUGCUAACAGUUAGUAUGUGUUAAGUAGCAAGUUAUACGACUUAAGCGUAGGACUGCAAAAAGUUAGUAUGUUAAUGUAAGUAUGCUAAAAGUUAGCAUAUGUAACAUACCAAGGUUUAUGGCUACAAAAUGGGCUAAAAACACAAGUUAGCGCAGUUAGCCUUUGUCAAAUACCAGAUUAUAUAUAUGACUGAGGUGUACAAAGGUAAAAUCAGCUAAAAAUAAAAAGCUAGCUAAUGUUAGCAUGCUAACAGUUAGUGUGUGUUAAGUAGCAAGAUAAAUGGCCGAGGUUUUUGGCGGCAAAAUCGGCAAUAACAAAAAAGUUUGGCUGUUAAUAUAAGUAUGCUGAAAGUGAAGUGUAUGGCUGUAAAAUUGAUUUGGAAAGUUAGCAUGUGUCAAUCACCAUAUUUAGGUGUACGGCGGGAAAGUUGGCGAAAAAAAGUUAGCAUGCUAACAGUUAGUAUGUGUUAAGUAUAGGGGUGUAACAGUACACAAAAAUUUUGGUUCGGUACGAUGAGGUGGCGACUUGUCCAGGGUGCACCCUGCCUUCCGCCCGAUUGUAGCUGAAAUAGGCGCCAGCGCCCCCCGCGACCCCAAAAGGGAAUAAGCGGUAGAAAAUGGAUGGAUGGAUGGACGUACCUCGGUUUAGAGGUCACGGUUCGGUUCAUUUUCGGUACAGUAAGAAAACAACAAAAUAUAAAUUUUUUGGUUAAUUAUUUACCAAAUUUGUAAACAAUGGCUUGAUUCUUUUAACAUUGGGAACACUAUAAUAAUUCUGCCCACCUUAAUACACAAUAAACUGCCUCAAGUUGUUGCUCUGAUAAAAUAAAAUGACACAACUUUUCUUCUACAUAUAAAAAGUGUAACAUUAAACAGUUUCAAGUCAACUCAUCAUGCUUAAUUUAUUACAGCAUUGGGAAAGCCUGUAGUUGAUUUUUAUUAUGUAAAUGUUAUAUUUUUGUCAACAUGUGAUAGCAGGGACCCUGCCAUUCAAAACUAGGCUGCUACAUUACUAAUGAUUCAUGUAACUAUAGCUGAAAAAAUUAGUACAAUAGCAAUAGGAGAGACUAUCCCUGAACACCAUGGAGUUCAUGUAGGCUUAAUGAUGCACUUACAUUAUUAUAUACACUAUCAGAAACAGAAACUCAUCAUUUAACAUAAAGUCCUUUUUUGCUGCUUCAUCACACCGCAAUCAACACUGUCCGUAACACACACACACCACAAAAUGAGCUAACGUUACGCUAAAAGCUAACUAGCCUUCACCUCAAACAGGACUGCGAGUGAGCUGAGCUGCAGUUUGUUUCUAGAAGGUCAACGGGCUCCUAGUGAUGUUUAGAAAGUAGUUGACUAGGAAGUGUUUAGUAUAAUUUGGGGAGAGUCCGUUGCUCCCCUGCUAAAGACCGAUCUGCUCGACGCUGAAGCGCUGACUACAUGCGCUCUGAUUACGGUUACCGCUACGGUUGUAACCAAUCAGAUGGUUGUGUGGGUGGGAGAAUGUUGGGUGCUGUGCAGGAGACAGAGGCAAAACGUAGCGGAGCAGCAUGUUAAGACUUUAGCAUAGGUGGCUACUUCAUAUGGUCAUGUGGAACUCCGCACCGAACCGGAACCCCCGUACCGAAACGGUUCAAUACAAAUACACGUACCGUUACAGCCCUAGUUAAGUAGCAAGGUAUACGACGGCAAAAAAGUUAGUAUAUUAGUAUAAGUAUGCUGAACGUUAGCAUAUGUAACAUUCCAAGUUAUAUUACCAUGGUGAACGGCUGCGAAAUUGGCAAAAAAUAAAUAAAUAAGUUAGCACGCUUAUGUUAGCAAGUAGCAAGGUGACUAAGGGGUACGGCUGGAAAAUUAGUUAAAAAGUUAGCAUUUUAGUAUUCGUACGCUAAAAGUUAGCAUUUGUAGCGUACCAAGUUAUAUUACUGAAGUGUAUGGCUGUAAAUUGGCUUAAAAAGUUAGCAUGUGUCAUGUACCAGGUUGUAUGACUUACAAACCCCGUUUCCAUAUGAGUUGGGAAAUUGUUUUGGAUGUAAAUAUAAACGGAAUACAAUGAUUUGCAAAUCCUUUUCAACUCAUAUUCAGUUGAAUAUGCUACAAAGACAACAUAUUUGAUGUUCAAACUGAUAAACAUUUUUUUUUGUGCAAAUAAUCAUUCACUUUAGAAUUUGAUGCCAGCAACACGUGACAAAGAAGUUGGGAAAGGUGGCAAUAAAUACAGAUAAAGUUCAGGAAUGCUAAUCAAACACUAAUUUGGAACAUUCCACAGGUGUGCAGGCUAAUUGGGAACAGGUGGGUGCCAUGAUUGGGUAUAAAAGCAGCUUCCAUGAAAUGCUAAGUAACUCACAAACAAGGAUGGGGUGAGGGCCACCACUUUGUAAGCAAAUGCGUGAGCAAAUUGUUGAACAGUUUAAGAAAAACCUUUCUCAUCCAGCUAUUGCAAGGAAUUUAGGGAUUUCACCAUCUACGGUCCAUAAUAUCAUCAAAGGGUUCAGAGAAUGUGGAGAAAUCACUCCACGUAAGCCGCUAAACCCGUGACCUUCGAUCCCUCAGGCUGUACUGCAUCAACAAGCGACAUCAGUGUGUAAAGGAUAUCACCACACGGGCUCAGGAACACUUCAGAAACCCACUGUCAGUAACCACAGUUGGUCGCUACAUCUGUAAGUGCAAGUUAAAACUCUCCUAUGCCACUGGGUGUGAGUUUUCCUUGCCCUUUUGGUGGUUCUUCCGAGGAUGUUGUAGUCGUAAUGAUUUGUGCAGUCCUUUGAGACAUUUGUGAUUUGGGGCUAUAUAAAUAAACAUUGAUUGAUUGAUUGAUAUGCAAGGCGAAAACCGUUAAUCAACAACACCCAGAAACGCCGUCUGCUUCGCUGGGCCUGAGCUCACCUAAGAUGGACUAAUACAAAGUGGAAAAGUGUUCUGUGGUCUGACGACCCACAUUUCAAAUUGUUUUUGUAAACUGUGGACGUUGUGUCGUUUGGACCAAAAAGGAAAAGAACCAUUUAGAUUGUUAUAAGCGCAAAAUUGAAAAGCCAGCAUCUGUGAUGGUAUGGGGGUGUAUUAGUGCCCAAGGCAUGGGUAACUUACACAUCUCUUUUGGAGCAACAUAUGUUGUCAUCCAAGCAACGUUAUCAUGGACGCCCCUGCUUAUUUCAGCAAGACAGUGCCAAGCCAGAUGUUACAACGGCGUGGUUUCGUAGUAAAAAAGUGCGGGUACUAGACUGGCCUGCCUGUAGUCCAGACCUGUCUCCCGUUGAAAAUGUGUGGCGCAUUAUGAAGCCUAAAACACCACAACGGAGACCCCCAGACUGUUGAACAACUUAAGCUGUACAUAAAGUAAGAAUGGGGAAGAAUUCCACCUGAGAAGCUUAAAAAAUGUGUCUCCUCAGUUCCCAAACGUUUACUGAGUGUUGUUAAAAGGAAAGGUGGUGAACAUGCCCUUUCCCAACUACUUUGGCAUGUGUUGCAGCCAUGAAAUUCCAAGUUAAUUAUUAUUUGCAAAAAAAAAAACAAGUUUAUGAGUUUGGACAUCAAAUAUGUUGUCUUUGUAGUGCAUUCAACUGAAUAUGGGUUGAAAAUUAUUUGCAAAUCAUUAUAUUCCGUUUAUAUUUACAUCUAACACAAUUUCCCAACUCAUAUGGAAACGGGGUUUGUAAGUGUAUGGCUUAAAAAGUUAGUAUGUCUCAGGUACCAAGUUGUACUUGUACGUAGUAAUUGUGGACUUCCUGGUUUCCACUCAGCCCCCGUCCCCCUUGUGAAAUAUGUCACAUGGUCCACAGGAAGUUGCAUCAUUUACCAGAAUAAAAGUUCCCUUUUUUUUUUUUUGCAUAUGUGCCAUAUUUCAAUGUUGACUGAGGAUUUGAAUCCCCGCGCAGUCCUGUUACCUGUGUUGUUUUUGACAGUGUUUUAUUUUGAAAAUCCCACCUUUGAGGGAGUUUGCUAAAUGUUAUAUUGUUGUGCUAAAAACUCACCUGAGUCCACAAGUCGUAAAAAAGUGACGUUUUAUUUUGAAAGUUGCAACAUUGGAACGGCACUGCUCGGGUGGAAAGUUGCUUCAUUGUUGUCCUAAAGUGAUGUUUGACACCUCUCUGUCCCGCAAUGCAAAGCUGUUGCCUAGCAACCAUAAAGCACUUUCUUACAUUUCACAA
Messenger RNA from Nerophis ophidion (straightnose pipefish), 8024 nucleotides. It is a transcript of the gene mboat7, whose product is annotated as membrane bound O-acyltransferase domain containing 7. Bases 5 to 1714 code for a protein of 569 amino acids. Gene Ontology annotation, biological process: phosphatidylinositol biosynthetic process; lipid modification. Gene Ontology annotation, molecular function: lysophospholipid acyltransferase activity. Gene Ontology annotation, cellular component: membrane; mitochondria-associated endoplasmic reticulum membrane contact site. NCBI's taxonomy places the organism in Eukaryota, Metazoa, Chordata, Actinopteri, Syngnathiformes, Syngnathidae. The record is from RefSeq and is a predicted model, not a curated record. The transcript has 5 exons.